Molecule: messenger RNA, 339 nt
Organism: Zychaea mexicana
Lineage: Eukaryota; Fungi; Mucoromycota; Mucoromycetes; Mucorales; Lichtheimiaceae
Exons: 2
Coding region: 1-339 (112 amino acids)
Source: RefSeq, a predicted model, not a curated record
AUGGCUGUACCUGUGCGCAACCUCUGGUUUCGGGCACUUUACCAAAAACUAUCUUGCCGUGAUCUACUUGAUGCUCCUCCAAUUUCCAAAUUUCGUGACACACGUAUUAUUUGCGUUACUGAUUGCCGUUUCGAAGCCCAGGGCAUCAUUGGCGCCACCGCAUACAUUCUAACCAUAGCAGCACCCAUCGUUCUAUUGAAUUGCUACGUAUUUGUCAACUGUCUCAGGUUAGGCGUUGCCGGCAUCUUCGCCUCAUUUUUGUUCAAUAACGCCAUCACAUUUGCAUUAUUGGUUCUGUACACGACCAAAAUCGAAGGUUCUCAAGGCUGGAGUGGAUGA